Molecule: messenger RNA, 4626 nt
Organism: Physcomitrium patens
Lineage: Eukaryota; Viridiplantae; Streptophyta; Bryopsida; Funariales; Funariaceae
Source: RefSeq, a predicted model, not a curated record
GAGGAACAACAACAACGACACCACCAACAACGUGGAGCGAGAAGAAGAAGAAGCACCUUCAAUCAUCGCCAUACAGCUUCCUUGCUUGCUUGUCUUGUCUUCUUGCUUUGUUUUGUAUUCACUUUGGCCCUUUUUCUUCUGUCUGGGUUAGGGUUUCUUUCUCCCCCCACCCCUGUCUCUCAAUCCGAUUCCCUCCGGGACUGUCCCCGCUCCUUUCACCCCCCCCCCCCCACCUUGCUGAUCUCCGCUGCAUUGCUCGGUCCAUUUGUUGCGGUCCCUCCGUCCCCAAUUUGGUCGCAUUUGGCUUCGGGUGCUGCUGCUCUGGCGCGACAAGUGCGAGGUCGGGUGGUGUUGGGCACAAAAGUUCUUGGAGUUGCUGGUUUACGGGGCAGAAGGCGUUCGCGGGAGCGUGCGAGGGGAAUUCAGGCGAUUGCGCGAGGCGAAGGAAUGUGCAAUGGUUGGCGCGGUUUCGGUGAGUGCGUAUCGGGUGUGUGUGUAGGGGCGACCACGAGGCGGUGGGGGUUCCUUGUGGUGAUUAGGGCGGAGGUUCGAAAUCACGGUUAGGGUUUUGGAGUGCAACUAUUGAGGGAGGGCUGCGAGGUUGUACCUCGGCGGGAGCGGGCAGGCUUGCAGAUGUGACCCCAGGUUAUGGCGAAGAAGAAAGGAGGAGGCGGGAGAGCUCCCAAAGCAGGGGGCGCUGCUGUGGGGGCCUCCGUGGAGGCACCGUCCCGGGAAUUUAACGUGGGUGACCUCGUGCUGGCAAAAGUCAAGGGUUGGCCGGCGUGGCCCGCGCAGAUUGGAAGAUUGGAGACGCAAGGGAAACACGCUGGCAAGUAUUACGUGACCUAUUUUGGUCCAGGACAACAAAUUGGUUGGUGCCUGCCGGUUGAGCUGUCGGAGUUUGAUGCGGAUCAGAGAGAAGCCUCUGUUCAGAAGUCGCUGAAGAAAACUGCGGACAAGAAGUUCAUUUUCGCCGUGAAGGAAAUAUGUGCUUUGCAAGAUGAGCGGGCAGGGGCCUCGCCCAAGGACUCCGCAGAAGAGGAUGGGGAGGUAUCCGAUGACGACGGUCCUCGGGAUAUUGGCUCGGACGGUGGAGAAGAGGACGCGGUGGACAGGGAGACAGGUUUUACGGAGGAGGUUAAGCAGGACAGGUAUCCCAUGCCCGUCGUGACAUUGAAUCAGCAAUGCGAGUCCGUUUAUUUCAACGAGGGAAACGGUGAGGAGGAUGUCGAAGAUGGCGAUGGCGACAAGGAUUGGAGCGAGAGGCGACGCUACAAUGAUAGCGGUGUACAGACAGGGAACGAUUCGGAUGGAGGAGGGCAGGAACAAGAAGCGAGUGCCGAUGGCGCGAUAGGGGAAGGGUUGAAGCCGUUUGUAGAGCUUCAAAAGCCUGACUCGGAGUCGGUUGGAGGGAGGAGGCGUGCUUUCGGAAACGCGUUGGUGAGAAUUAAUCAGACUUCCGAGGAAGGUGUGGAGGAAAAGGCCGCGAUGCCAGAAGGCGAGACCCAGGUGCUGACAUACCAGUACGGGAGGAAGAAGAACCGGAACAAAAUUAACAAAGAUGUAUUGCCUGGUGUUGUGGAUGGGUUGGCGUCAAACCUUGGACAAGGAAUCGUGGAAGACUCAGCUGCUGUGCAUGCCGAAGCCAGCGAUGUUCCGAAGAGGAUGAAACCCAAAGUGGGCAGAUCGUCCAAAGCCAAUCAACAAGGUAAAGUGGGACAGGACAGCAAGUCGAGUGGUCACGCGGUUAGAAAGCCAGAUGCUGGGGCGAAGAGAUCUGAAAUGGAAAAGGGCAGUGGAAGAGGUGCACAUGAAGGCAUCGGGAAACCUGGAAAGGACAAUGACAGCGUCGUAAAGAGGGUUCCGUCCGACAAUGGGCACAAGAGGAAGGGGUCUGAUUUGAAGAAGAAAGACAUGUACAGCCCUGGUGUGAAGGGAGAGGUUUUGGGCGGGGAGAAACGUGAACGCAAGUUGGAGGCGAAGAAGGACGUGAGGGAAGUGGCGGCGGAGGUGGGCGGAUUGAAGAAAGAACCAAAGAAGUCGCAAGUGUCGAGCAAGGGUUCGGAGGAAGUAAAGAAGCAUUCGGCUACACCGAAGCAGCUGGGGGAGCACGUGAGAAGCGGUGUUGAUGACUCGGAGAAGAAAGUUCCAAGCUCCUCUCCAGGUUGUUUUGGAGGAUCGAAGGUGAAAGUUGAGGUGAAAGGGGAGGGUUCUGUGAAACGUAGAAGGUUGUCCGAUGGCGAGGGCGAAGGGGAGGAAGGGAGUGCGGGAGGGGAGAAGGGUGAUGGGGGGACUAGCGUGAAAGUGGAGAAGGAUGAAAAAAGCCUUCCUUUGUCGAAGAGGCCUAAGAUGGUCGCGUCGGAAGACAAGUCGGCGGAAGGAAAGCAGAAACAUGUGUCCAUCGGGCGUUCGAGUGUGGAUGGAAGCAAUGGCGAGAAGGAUUCGCCCAGAGAUGGCAAGUCCAGAGAAAGGGGAACCAGUCUACCCCCGAAAGCAGACAAGGACCGGAUGAGGAAAGCGGCUCUGGAUGGCGAGGCUGCCCUCCCUCCUUCGAAAAGAAGGCAUCGGGCGUACGCAGCGAUGAGUGCUUGUGAAGCGGAAGCCGCUACAGCAAGCGCGGCGGAAUCCAGGGAGCAGGCAGGAAAUGGAGUGGCUUGUAACCAAGACGGCAACGAUGUGGAUGCAGCCGCUUCCUCCGAGGGUGCGAAUAGAGAGGGAACAUCUGCGCUUGGGCACGAGGCCGGGAGUGUGGGUGGGUCCUUGAAGGAUGCGACGGCGGCGCCACACGCUUGGGAGUCCACAGACGGAGGGCAUAAGCAGCAGAAAGUAGAAAGCGGGCACGAUAACGCGAGUGUCGAGGACAGGACAGAAAGCAAGAAACAUCCACCCCUGAAAGACGCACAGGCAACAGAUUCACCAAGAAAGCGCAGCGGAAGUGGGGAUCCGAGCAAGGUGCAAACCGCGAGGUCAGAAGGUAGAGUGAAGAGUUCCAAAUCGAGGAGUCCUGGUCCCACGAGAUCGAGCUUUGAAGUGGCGACGGAGAAGCGGAAGGGGCAUUGGGGCGGGUCCGAAAGUGGCAAAUUGAGCACAAGUAUGUCCGGGGGGACAGAGGCGUUCCCAUCCCAUGCAAAGUCAAGUUUCGAGGAUUCAAGUAUAAGAAACGCGGUUGCUCUCGCUAACGAGAAGAGGAAUGCGCUGAAGAGGGAGGGGGAUUCAUCUGCCUCGAUGAAGGCUCUGAUCGCAGCAGCUCAAGUUAAGCAGCGAGCCAAGCAGAACUUCACAGGCGGGUCUGGGCCGUUCGUGUUUGCAGAGCUCGACAAGUUUCCAAACAGCAUGGUAUGCAGCCCUUCUCCUUCACAAAGAAGAGGGAGUUCAGGGCUGACUCCACCAGUUCAACAUGGGCAGGGCGGUGUCUUGAGUCAUGAAGGACACAAAAGGCAAGAUCUGGAGUACACUCGAUACGGAGAAGCAGCGGUGGAUACGGAAGCCACUAUUGCACGGGAUACCUUUGUGGGUAUGUUGGAGACAGUUUCUCGCACAAAGGACAGCAUAGGGCGCACGACGCGGCAGGCCAUGGAUUGUGCAAAGCACGGCAUUGCGGAGCAGAUUGUUGAGGUGAUUGUACGGAAAUUGGAGAAUGAACCCAGCUUUCAUCGGCGGGUAGACUAUUGGUUUCUUCUAGAUUCUGUCACUCAAGUCGCCCAUACGCAGAAGGUGGUGGCAUACCUCCCGAUCGUGCAAUCUUUUCUUCCUCGAAUACUUAAUGCAGCUGCCCCACCAGGGGGUGGGGCGCGUGAGAAUAGAAAGCAGUGUCUGAAGGUGUUGAACUUGUGGCUGGAAAGGAAGGUGAUGUCGGAGUCUGUUUUGCGACAUUUCAUGACUGAAAUAGAGUCGCACAAUGACGACAAGGGGUUGCCUGGAAACGGUGGCCGCCGACUUUCUCGAUCUGAGCGUGCAGUGGACGAUCCUAUAAGGGACAUGGAUGGCAUGCUAGUUGACGAGUAUGGAAGCAAUGCGUCGUUGAGUUUGCCGGACGGGUUUUCCAUCAUUCCUCAGUUAUACGAGGACGAGGAGGAAGGCAGCGAAGAUGGGAGCAGGCAGUUGGAGACGGAGUCUGUGAGUGCCAUCAACACCACGCGUUCAACCGAAGGGGAGGAACCGAUCGACAGGCAUCGAACCGUGCUGGAAGAUGUGGAUGGAGAGUUGGAAAUGGAGGACGUUUCUCCAACAGCAGAGUCAGAGGUUCAGUUUGAACAUGUUUGGAGUGCUUUCAAUGGAGGCCCUAGAUUACAAGAGAAGGUAUUCUCAAGGAGAAUGGAUGACGCCGGUAGAAACUUGAAAGAGCAGCUAAAAAGCGUGGAAGAGCAGAUACGAGGAUUGAAAGAGUGCAUAGGAAGAGUGGAAGAGGAAAUUUUUGAAGUAUGUCAUGUGGUAGAGGUUUUGAUUACGUUGAGUUUUGCUUCGAAAGUAGCGAAUUGUGGUGGGAGAAUGGAUGAUGCUGGUGGAAACUUGGAAGAGCAAGGAAGAAGCAUGGAAGAGCAGAUACGAGGACUGAAAGAGUACAUAGGAAGAGUGGAAGAGGAAAUAUCUGAAGUGGAAGAGAGCAUACGAAAAGUAAAAGAGUAG